This is a messenger RNA of Budorcas taxicolor (takin), 2136 nucleotides long. Its product is annotated as zinc finger protein 776-like. The record is from RefSeq and is a predicted model, not a curated record. Gene Ontology annotation, biological process: negative regulation of transcription by RNA polymerase II; regulation of cytokine production; regulation of immune system process. The transcript is spliced from 3 exons. The coding region runs from base 36 to 1349 and encodes 437 amino acids. NCBI's taxonomy places the organism in Eukaryota, Metazoa, Chordata, Mammalia, Artiodactyla, Bovidae.
UUGCCCUGCUUUUUCCACGUUCAGCGGAACCACUUAUGGACUGUUCGCUGGGUCCUGUGACCUUUGAGGACGUGGCUGUGUACUUUUCACAAGAGGAAUGGAGGCUCAUUGGUGAGGCCCAGAGACUCCUGUACCACGACGUUAUGCUAGAGAACUUCACGCUGGUUGCAUCCCUGGGGUGUUGUCAUACAGCAGAGGAUGAACAGACACCUUCUGAGCAGAAUGUUUCUGUAGAAGUGCCACAGAGAAAUACCAAAAAGACAGACCUGUCCAGCCAGAAGGUCUGUCCCUGGGAGAUGGGUAACCUGGCCUUAGAAGGUGGUUUGUGUGGACCCGAGGUCCUGCGAACAAACCCUGGCCAGACACUGUGUGGGACAGAUGUGAAAUCCCACCAGCACGGUGGAGAGAAGCUCAUGAGAAGAGAUUUGGGUAAGGCCUUAAUGAAGAACUGCACGAUCCAUGCAUUGGAGAAGGCUUUUAUGUGCCAAGAGGCGAGGAAGGAUUUCCCUGGUAGCUCUGGCCAUGUCCAGCACCAGGUUAAACCACAAAUGAUGGAGUUUGUAGCAGAGUUUCACAAUGGAGAAAAGCGUUUCAAGUGCAAUGAAUGUGGGAAACUCUUCUACCGGAAGUCCAGGCUUGCUCAGCACCAUAGAGUCCAUACCGGAGAGAAGCCUUAUGAAUGCAGUGAAUGUGGGAAAGUCUUUAGAUGCAGCUCCAGCCUUGCUAUACAUAGAAGAAUUCACACAGGGGAAAGGCCUUAUGAGUGUAGAGAAUGUGGAAAGUUCUUUAGGCAACACUCCCAGCUUGUUGUGCACCAGAGAAUUCACACUGGAGCCAGACCAUAUGAGUGCAGUGAAUGUGGGAAAACAUUCAGUACUAAAACCAAGCUUGAUCAGCACUGGAGAGUGCACACCAGAGAGAGGCCUUAUGAAUGUGGAGAAUGUGGGAGAACCUACACCUGUAAACGCAUGCUUGAUCAACACCAGAGAGUCCACACUGGAGAGUGGCCUUAUGAGUGCAGUGAAUGUGGGAAAGCCUUUAGGUACUUCUCCAGCCUUUUUAUGCAUAGAAGAAUUCACAGUGGGGAAAGGCCUUAUGAGUGUAGUGAAUGUGGGAAGUCUUUUAGGCAAAAGGCCCACCUUCAAGGCCACCAGAGAAUUCACAGUGGAGCAAAGACUUUUCAGUGCAGUGAAUGUGGGAGAUAUUUUAGCCAAAAGUCUGUUCUUACUAAACACCAGAGAGUCCACACUGAAGAAAGACCUUAUAUGUGUAGUGAAUGUGGAAAAUGCUUUAGGGAUAGAACUAGUCUCAUUAAGCACUUGAAUUUACACUGGAGAAAAGCUACCUAACUGCACUGAAUGUGCAGAAGUCUUAAGCCAAAGCACCUGAAAAGAAAAUUUCACACCACAGAAAGACCUCACAAGUGCAGUACUGUGGAAACUUCUUUUUUUUUUUUUUUUUUUUGUCGAAAGUCUACUCCAAGCACCAGAACCAUCAUGGCCCAGGUAGACCCAAGAGUACAGAGCAUGUAGGAAAGUUUCUGCUGAAGGUCUAACCUCAUCUGUCACCACGAAGUUCAUUGUUGAGAAAGGCCUUCAAAGUAGAGGAAGAGACCAGCAAAUGAGCUGUGUUCUUAAUACAUCUUACUGAACAGGCUCUGUAAGGGAAUCAUCACCUGGAAGUUGAAUGCUAUCCAUCUGCACAGCCCUGGUAUGGAGAUGGCCUAUGGGUCCUGGUUUAUUGGAAGCUUCUAAGAAGCUCAGAUCUACUUCCUAACCAGUGCAGUGGCCUUGCCAGACUUCUGGUCAUUGUGAGUUUCUUCUACCAAGUGAAAGAUCCUCUUAUGGGCGUCAGUCCCCUCAGUGUGAUCAGGGUAGGUAGACCUUUCUGCUCUCCUGUCCCCUGAAGGAAAGCACAUGUAACCGGAGCACUUGAGUGGUGUCAUGCUCUUAGAUCCUAUCACCUGCCUAGGAAAGGAACUAAGCAGCUUUGACCUUGCACAUGCACUCUGGGUUCUGAUAGCUGUUGACAGAGGUUUACUUUCUUUGGCAUUGAGUCAUGUCAUGCUUAUGACAGAUGUUUCUAUCUUCAAGUCACCCUGCUUGACAACUGCUUUCUUCUAAGCAAUUCUCUCUU